GGUACAGUGGGUGGCGGUAUACAAUUUAAACCCUGGUUGCCAGUGAUCCAACCUAAGAGGAGGAAGAAGAGGUAGAAGAAGGAAAACUGGACAGAAGCUGAUCUACUUGUAACCAAGAAAAUGGACACACGGUUCACUCGAGGGAAAUCCACCAUCUUGGAGCGGCCCCUGACCCGACCCAAGACUGAAGUCAGCGUGAGCGCCUUUGCCCUCCUGUUCUCUGAGAUGGUCCAGUACUGUCAGAGCCGUGUGUACUCUGUGUCCGAGCUGCAGACACGCCUGGCAGACAUGGGCCAGAGUGUAGGGGCCAGCAUGCUGGAUGUGCUGGUGCUGAGAGAGAAGAACGGGAAGAGAGAGACCAAAGUGCUGAACAUGCUGCUCUUCAUCAAGGUUAAUGUGUGGAAGUCUUUAUUUGGGAAAGAGGCUGACAAGCUGGAGCAGGCCAACGAUGAUGACAAGACUUAUUACAUCAUAGAAAAGGAGCCACUUAUCAACGCGUACAUCUCUGUCCCCAAAGAGAACAGCAGCUUGAACUGCGCUGCCUUCACUGCUGGAAUCGUGGAGGCCAUCCUCACACACAGCGGCUUCCCUGCCAAGGUCACGGCCCACUGGCACAAAGGCACCACGCUCAUGAUAAAGUUUAACGAGUCCGUCAUAGCCAGGGACAAGGCUUUGGAUGGCAGAUAAAAAAAGACUGCAGAGAGUGGCUGGUUAUGUUAAUCAAUACAGGAUGAGGAUAAAUUGUCCAGGUCCAGGCUUGUGUUUGUUCCUGAAGUGUGCGUGAUUAUGACUGAAUUUCUUUGUGGUAACUGAUGAGAUGACAACUUUGUGGACGGAUGAAUGAAUAACUGCAACGUACUGAGCCACGUCUAGACCAGGAAAGAUGCAGCUAAUUGGUUCAAUCUUCCGGGUUUUUGUGGAUCAUCUCACUCCUGUUAUACCUCAUGAAGUGACACAAAUUAGUUUGCUGUAGAUCAGUUUUAAAUUUGUUGUUUCAUGUCACAUUUUUACAUCACAGAUCAUUCAUACUUUUGACUUUUUUUCAUGCCCAAAAGAUCAACACAUUUAAUUAAAUGAACUUUAAUUAAAUGACAUGACCAUGGGCUAGAAAAUUGUGAUAGGCCUUUGACACUAUUUUCCAGCUUUUUAGAGACUAAACAAUGAAUCCGUUCAUCCAAAAAAUGAGCAGAUUAUCCCUGGUGUUGAUAAUGUUAUUAAAAAUUAUUGUCAUACCUCUUUACCUCUUUAUUUUACAGAUAGAGGUUCAGACUGUUUUUUUCUUUUAUUUCAUCCCAGUUCAACUGCAGCUACAUGUUUAAUCUCUGUAAAAUAGAUGCACAGUCAGAGCCAUAGCUACUUGAAGACACUGAUGUUAUGUCCUCAUUGUUUUUUAUCAUAUCUGUAUUAUUAUUUUAUUUCAUUUGUUUUGUGUCUGUGCGUGCAUGCAAAUUUGAGGGUAUAACAUGGAGGAGUUUACAUUCUACAGACAGAAACUUAAUAAGCCAACUCCAAUAUUUUCUAGACUAAACGUGUUGUUUACUACUUUGAAGGCAAAAAAACAAAACAAAAAACUAUAAAUACUGUACAUACAUUUUAUUCCUUGUAGUGUGGACAUGGUAGACCAUCAUGUUGGAAAGUAACAUUUACAGAAAAUAUAAUCAAACAGUCAGCAGAGUAAAAUAUUUUGUUUGUACCUGGUGACCAAGUGGUUAAGAUGCAUUACCAUGUGUCCAGUUUGACUCCAGCUAUGGAAUUUUUAUAUCUCUUUCUCUCACUUCCUGUCUGUUUCUAUGCUGUUUUAGAAAAAAAGAAAGAAAAAACUUCUAAAUAGUUUGUCAUUUUGGACAACGUGCUUAUUUGUAUUGUAAAAACUGACUAGCAUCAGAUGAGACAAUAGUAAAUAUGAAGCUACAGCCAGCAGUCGGUUAACUUAGCUUAGCACAAAGACUGUAAAUGGGGAAACAUCUAUCCUGGCUGUGCCUGAAAGUAUUAAGGUCCACUUUACAGCCCCUGCAAACCUCACUAGUUAAAACGUUAUAUCUGGGAGUUAUGAGCCAGGCUGCCUGUUUCUCUGUUUCCAGUCUUUGUGCUGACUGUAGCUUCAUAUUUACUAUACAGAUCAGACAGUGGUAUCAGGCUUCUCAUUCAAAUUUUUUGCUGAUGGUAUAUUUCCAAAAAUGUCAAACUAUUGAUUAAAAAAAAGGUUUCUGAGGGUAAUGGAGGGUGUGCUGGGAGGCUCAUGACUUCAGUAUAUCAGGUUACGGUCCUGCUUAUAAUGUGUUUCCUGUGCUUAUUAUUAAUAAUGGCACUGUAUGUGUCUGUUAAUCUUAAAUAAAACUGUUUUAAACAUGA
Messenger RNA from Lates calcarifer (barramundi perch), 2352 nucleotides. Its product is annotated as trafficking protein particle complex subunit 5. The coding region runs from base 121 to 687 and encodes 188 amino acids. Gene Ontology annotation, cellular component: TRAPPIII protein complex; TRAPPII protein complex; TRAPPI protein complex. The record is from RefSeq and is a predicted model, not a curated record. Gene Ontology annotation, biological process: endoplasmic reticulum to Golgi vesicle-mediated transport. NCBI's taxonomy places the organism in Eukaryota, Metazoa, Chordata, Actinopteri, Centropomidae. The transcript is spliced from 3 exons.